UGUGUGUAACAGAUAUUUAAGAUAAUUUUUCUCUUUCUACGUUAUUUCUCUGUAUAUACUUGCAAAUCUCCCGCCGGGCAUGCACAUUUGGCAAAGUUCGACGAACGUCGGCCGUCACAGAUGUUUGUCGUAAUUGGCCGCGGUUCGGCCAAGUUUGUUGGCGUUCGUCUGGUUAUCGGGAUAAUAGGAUAAAUCAAAUAAAUAAAGCAUUGGCGCUUGUUUGUUACAUCAUUUGUGAGUACGUUAAUUACACGACCUAAAUAAUAAAAAUGCCAAUCUGGAACAACGAUACCAUUAUACGUUUUUUGGAAUUGUAUCAGGGGGAACCAAUUAUAUGGGACCCAUCAAAGAAAUAUCAUAAGGACAAGUCAAGGGUAAACCAAGCUUGGUCCCGAAUUUCCAGCGAAAUGGGAGUUUCAGUUAUGGAACUUAAAAGGAAAAAAGAGUCGCUGAUGGCCACCUUUCGAACUCAUUUAAAGAAAAAAAAAGCAUCAAUAAAAUCAGGCGACGGUGCCGAUGACAUUUAUAAACCAAUGUGGAUUUUUUAUGAUAUAAUGAAUGGAUUUCUUGGACGAAUUUACGAAUGUAAACCCACAAUAAAAAUAGAAGACAAUGUACAAAACAAUCAGGUUCGGGAUGAUGUAGACUCCAUAAGUGAUAAUACAUCAAAUUGUACACCAACAACACAAACAUCUACACCACAGAUUUCGUCACCAAUCAAACGCGAUGUACAAGGUCAUCGACGUCUUGUGUCUAAACCAGAGCUUCAAGAAAUCGGGAAGCAAAUGAAGGAGACUUCUAGUGCGUCAAACAAUUUUCCCAGCACGAGAUUAAAUGAAAUGGAACACAACGAAGAUGAAUGCGAUCUCUACGUAAAACUUCUGGCUAAAAAAUUAAGAAAGCUAUCUGAUCAUGAGCGACAAGAAAUAAUGUACCAGAUAGAUGGUAUAAUGCUAGAAAAGUCGCGUUUGAGUCAUACAAGUUCACCGUGUUCAUCGAACAACACUAAAAUAGCUUCUCCUGUAGCAGAUCCCCGCUCUGCAACACCUCCCAUAGAACUGCAGUACCUUCAUUAAUCAUUUUGGUACAUAUUUUAUUAUCCACAAGACUACUUGUUAAUGUGCCUGAUCCGCCUAGUUUUGUUAAUUGUUAAUAAUAUAAUAUUAAUGUGUAUAAAAGGUGCGUUUCUGUGAUGAAACAAUAAACUAAGAAGAAUUGUUA
Messenger RNA from Aethina tumida (small hive beetle), 1221 nucleotides. RefSeq lists its product as uncharacterized. The transcript is spliced from 3 exons. The coding region runs from base 270 to 1076 and encodes 268 amino acids. Lineage: Eukaryota; Metazoa; Arthropoda; Insecta; Coleoptera; Nitidulidae. The record is from RefSeq and is a predicted model, not a curated record.